This is a messenger RNA of Lolium perenne, 552 nucleotides long. RefSeq names its product protein neprosin-like. The record is from RefSeq and is a predicted model, not a curated record. NCBI's taxonomy places the organism in Eukaryota, Viridiplantae, Streptophyta, Magnoliopsida, Poales, Poaceae.
AUGAACCGGUAUAGAUGUUCCUCGCCCGUCUGGGUAGAGGAACCGGCUGAUGGGUUUAAAUCAACUGGAUGCAAUAACUUGUUAUGUAAGGGCUUUGUGCCGGUAAAUUAUGCUCCUAUUACUCCAGGAGGAACUAUAGAGGCAACUGGUGGACAAACAAAGGUCACGAUCAAGAUAUUUAAGAGUAAACAUGUUGGUCACUGGUGGCUGCACUUCGGCUAUGAUAUCCAAAACCUUAGUCCUGUGGGAUAUUGGCCCAAAAGUCUUUUUAACAAGAUGGCGGACCAUGCCAACCUCAUAACAUGGGGUGGUUUCACUCGAUCAUCUGCUGGGGAUGCUAGUCCUGCAAUGAGCAAUGGGCAAUGGCCUGGAGAAACAUCAGCAUUUGUUCGGGACGUCAAAUCCGUGAACUCUUAUGGCCAAGGCUACUCCGAACCUGCCCCAGGUCACAAGGGCCUUUGUGCUUACAUAUCUCACGAUAAAUGCUACGGCUUAAGCCCAUUUAUUAAUGAUAUGUUCUCUUAUAGAGGACCUGGAGGUUGUACUGAGUAA